AUGGAUCCAAAAACUAAUGCAAAACAUGGAUCAUCAUCGUAUAUUAUGACAACAACACCAUUACCUUAUGGUAAUUCUAAUAUAAACUCUCCUAAGAAUUUUCCUUCAUUAUCAACAAAUAUUUCUUCGCAGAAUAAUAGUAAGAUAGCAUAUGUAACAAAAACAACGUCUGUUCAAAGAGCUACAGGAACAUCAUAUAAUAUGAUUACAAAAAAAAAUACUUAUAUAAGAGGAGGUCCUGAUGAAGGACCUACAGUUAAAGAACAUCUCCAAAAACAAAAUCGUUUAAAUAAACAAAAAAUGCAAGCAGAGAUAAAUAGUGGUAAUCAUAGCAAUGCGUCUGAACAAAUGGUGAUAUAUAACUAUGAUAAUCAUUCAUUAAUUCAACAGCCACAUCCCAAUGUUGUUAUACAAAGAGGUUUAAGAACACAAAAAAUGUCUAUUACUACUACAAAAGCAACCUACAUACAACAAAGUCAUCCUUCGACAUAUACUAUUACUUCUCAGGGAAGGUCUCCACUUAAAAGACCUAACACAUCAAUAUCAACAGGAGAUAAUGUAAAUACACCACAAACUUCAUCUUCAUCUACAAUUUCUAAUUCCUCAACAAAUAGAAUGCAAAAUAAAAUACGAAAACCUUCACCACAGAAAAUUAUUCAAACUUUUGUAUCUAAUAAUCCUGGUAGUUAUGUUGAACCAUUAUCAUCUGGUCAAAUAUAUCAUCAAUCUAGUAACAUAAAUAACUAUACCCAAGAUAAUGUUAAUUCACAACAUUUACGAGUGCCUAUAUCUGCUCCAAUAUCUACUGCUACACAUAAUAUUAUAACAUCUAAACCUGCUCCACCACCUAAAACUACACAAAGGUUGACAUCUGCUCAAUUAAAACAAAAACAAGAAGAAGAAAAGUAUCAAAGAAAAUUAAAAUUGUUAAAAAAGACUAUUAAAAGUUUGGUAUUUAAAAAUACAGCUUUGUGCGAUGAAGUGUCUCGAUUGAAUUAUCGUAUUGAUACAGUAAACGAUGAAAGAAAAGUUUUGGCAAAAAAACUUCAACAACAUGAACGAAAUCGAAUAAGAAGGAUUCAAACAGUAAUUAAAAAAGAAGAAGCAGCAAUUGUAAAUCAAUCAUUUGUUCCAUCGUUUUCAAAUCAUGGAGCUAGUAGUAGCAUAGGAUAUCAUAAUAUGGUAAACAAUUCUAUUUCUAUUAAAAACAUUCCCUCUUCUUCUAUUAGUAACAUUAACAGUAAUAAUAAGCAAGUUUUACUACAUGAUGAUAUUGGUAUUUCUAAUUAUCAUACUGACAAUUGUAUCAUGAUUGAUAACCAAAAUGGUCCAUCUUCUGCAAAUAUUUAUCAUCAUCGUUUAAAUAACAGCGGAAACAGUAGUGGACCUGGAGAUAGAGGUUCUAUAUAUUUUGAUGAUGCUACAUUGCCAAUUAAAAUUGAAUCUCAAGAAGUAUAA
Strongyloides ratti is the source of this 1458-nucleotide messenger RNA. RefSeq lists its product as hypothetical. The record is from RefSeq and is a predicted model, not a curated record. The transcript has 3 exons. Lineage: Eukaryota; Metazoa; Nematoda; Chromadorea; Rhabditida; Strongyloididae. The coding region runs from base 1 to 1458 and encodes 485 amino acids.